Oryza sativa Japonica Group (Japanese rice) is the source of this 1253-nucleotide messenger RNA. Lineage: Eukaryota; Viridiplantae; Streptophyta; Magnoliopsida; Poales; Poaceae. The record is from RefSeq and is a predicted model, not a curated record.
AUUCCAACCAGCUAGCUUGGAGAAUCUCAAUUAGCUUGGGCAAAAGGCAAAUUGGUCGCUGGACAAAUCGAUGGAAGGCGUCAAGGCGAUGAACAGGGACAUCAUCACGCAGGACGCAGCCAUGGCAUUCGCGGAUCACCACCUGCACAUCCCGGACAGGUUCGUCCGCGCCGACGAGGUCCCGGCGGCCGGCGAAGUCGUCGUCGUGGGCGGCGACGACGAGAGCAGCGAGGUGCCGGUGGUCGACAUGGCGAGGCUGCUCGAUCUUGAGCACAGGGAGGAGGAGAUCGCUUGGCUUGGCUCUGCGUGCCGGAGCUGGGGUUUUCUACAGCUCAUAAACCAUGGAGUCGACCAAGCAGUGAUACAGAAAAUGAAAGAAAACACGGUACAAUUCUUCGAGCUACCCCUGGAGGACAAGAACACGGUGGCUGUCCGUCCUGGCGGCAUUGAAGGAUUCGGCCAUCACUUCAGAUCAUCAGCUGGCAAAUUAGACUGGGCGGAGAACUUGAUCGUUCAAACGCAGCCAUUCCAGCAGAGAAACCUCGAUUUUUGGCCUAGUAACCCACCCACAUUUAGGGAUUCAAUCGACAAGUACACAGUGGAGAUGUCGAAUCUGACAAUGCGACUGCUAAGGUUUAUGGCCAGCGACCUUGGUGUUGAGCAAGAACCGCUGCUCGCCGCCUUCCGCGGGAAGCGGCAGAGCACUGCCCUGCACCACUACCCUCCUUGCCGCCACCCGGAGAAGGUGAUCGGCAUCGCGCCGCACUCCGACGGCUUCGGGCUGACUCUACUGCUGCAAGUCGAUGACACGCCGGGCCUGCAGGUUAGCAACGGCGGCCGGUGGCAUCCGGUGCGGCCGCUGCCAGGUGCCUUCAUCAUCAACAUCGGCGAGACCCUCGAGGUUCUCACCAAUGGCCUCUACAGGAGCGUGUUCCAUAGGGUGGUCGUUGACACUGAGAGGGACCGGGUUACAGUUGUGGUGUUUCAAGACGUGUGUAUCGAUGGAGUGUUGAAGCCACUACCGGAGCUCGGCGAGCCGCGAUAUCAUGCGAUCGGCAAGUCGGAGUAUUUCAAGGGCCACACAACAGAAGUAGUUGGUCAGGGGGAAAGGUUCAUCGACACCCUUAAGAAGUGAUCCGAUAUAGCCAUUCUGGUUUGCUCGGUGAAUAGUGUAUUGUAAGAAGUGAUGGUGAAUAAUUUCUUUUAAUGCUAUUCAGUAGUAUUGGUGUACCUAGGGGUGUAAGUGGGACAGC